Paramecium pentaurelia is the source of this 951-nucleotide messenger RNA. The record is from the annotation of a GenBank genome assembly. NCBI's taxonomy places the organism in Eukaryota, Ciliophora, Oligohymenophorea, Peniculida, Parameciidae.
AUGAACAAUAACUUUAACAAUUAUUUGUUAAAUUAGAAUUCUUAACAACAAUACCUAAAUCCAUAGUCAUUUGAAACAUAAAAUGGAAAACCUUAGAUAAUGAAUUAAUUUGAAUGUUUAUAAUUUACUAUUUUCUUAGAUCAAGGAGAGUUUUAGAAUACUAUAAUAAGAGCUGAAUUUAUUCAGAAUAUGUAUAGUUUUUUAACAAUCGAAUUCUUUUUAAAUUUGGGAAUGAUUUCUUUAGGACUUUACACAAGAAUGGACCUUUGGCUUGUGCGUUAGAAAUAUGAAUGUUAGGGAUAUAUAAAGGAUUGUCUUACACCAACUUGGUUAUUCUAUGUUUCUUUAAUUAUUUCAUUAAUAUUGUAAUUCACACUAUAUUUUGGAGGAAACAUUGCUAGAAAAGUAAUAGUUAUAGAUAUAAUCAUAGGCUCCUAUAAAUUACAUAGUUUUAAUAUUAUAUUUAGUUUUCUUUGGAUUUACAUUUACAACUAUAUGCAUUUUUAUGGAAUUAAGUCUGAGACAAAUGGGUGUUUGGGUAACUUGGGGAAUUACUUUUUUAAUAAUAGCUUCAUUUAUGAUAAUAGGUUUCGUAAACAAAAAAGAGGUUUCUGUGAAAAGUACAAUUCAUUCCAUAUUUUAUAGUGGGGGCUAUUAUAAUUUUUGGUAUAUCCAUACCUUUCACAUUAUUUUUGAUAUUCUUUACUUUUGAUUAUAUAUGGGAAAAAUGUGUAUAUGGAUUAAUCAUAAUCAUAUAUGGAUGCUAUUUGAUGUUAGAAACAAGAUUGAUUAUGAGCAAAGGAGUAAGAAUUUAUUAAUAUAUAAAAGAGAUUAAAUUUAUAAUCUAAUGAUUAUUUAAUUGGAUCUUUAUUGCUAUAUGGUCUUAUGUUGUAACCUUUAGUAAGAAUAUUUGAUAUUUUAUUAAAAAUUUUUGGAAGGAGCAGUUAAUGA